UAUAGCUUACCCACGUUUCCGAUACAGAUACAACUCGUUCUCCAGGGUUUAUAUUGUUUGCACGCUGAUAUCGUAUUGUUCCUCGCUCAUCGGCUUAGUCCUUGUUCAGCUUGCAAUCUCAGGUUUUUGGAUUCGUUUGCUCUCUCUCUAGUUGUUCGGAUCUCGACCUGCGUUUUGCUUGCAAUGGAUAGUCGGAAGAGAGUUGGGCCAGACGCUGCCUUCAACCCAGAUAGGGGUGUUAAGAAAUUGAAGCAAGCAUUGGAGUCCUCAUCAACUGGUAAGGGAAGCAAAAUGGAACAGGUUACAAAAUUUGUCAGCACUGCGGAGAUGAUAAAGCUGGGACCAAAUCAAGCUACAAUGUAUGUGGCAUCCCCACCAUCCAUCCCGGAUGACUCUUAUCAACCUGCUUUUAAAACCCGUCUGUGCAUCGAUUAUAAUACUGCUAAAGGCUGCAAAUUUGGAGAAAAUUGCCAUUUUGCCCAUGGCAUUUGCGAAUUUGGAAAGCCUUUUUCUCUAACCUUUGGUAAAAGUCACGGUGCCAUGGCUUCAGGACGUUUUGCUGGUAGGAUGAGGCUACCUUACUCACGUCCUCCCUUGUCCAUUAACAAGGACCCAAUCACUGCCCAAAUUAGUGUAGAUGCUUCCCUUGCUGGAGCCAUCUACGGGCAUGAUGAUUUGAAAACUAUGCUGGGUGGUUUACAAGUUAAAAUAUUCAUCCGAGAGCACAAGUCAGGUCCUAAUCUCAAGAACAUUGAGCUUCAGGGCAAGUUUCAACAGCUGAAGACUGCGAGUUCUCUGGUAAUACAGCAGAUCGAACGUAUACGCAUUGAGUUUCAGGGCAAGUUUCAACAGCUCAAGAUAGCGAGUUCUCCGGUAAUAGAGCAGAUCGAACGUACACGUGGAUCUCCCAACUACAAAAUUUAACUGUCAGGGGAACGGUAUUUAUGGUAUUUGAAUUACUACUAUUUUCUGGUUUGCUUGUGUUAUUUCUCAGACUUUGAUAUCUCGGAUUGUAGUUUCCUUUUUUCUUUUUUCCCCCUAUUGUCAAUGUGUUUUGUGCUUGUGUGUUCUGCUUUAAAUGGAUGCUGACUGUUGUAGAUUAAUAUGACCCAUGAAAACAUGCUGCACUUGUUGAAAUUUAAAGCCAUGUGCUAUUCCCUGCUUCUGUGUA
Molecule: messenger RNA, 1171 nt
Organism: Cornus florida
Lineage: Eukaryota; Viridiplantae; Streptophyta; Magnoliopsida; Cornales; Cornaceae
Product: zinc finger CCCH domain-containing protein 31-like
Exons: 4
Coding region: 184-924 (246 amino acids)
Molecular function (GO): metal ion binding
Source: RefSeq, a predicted model, not a curated record